AUGUGCCGAAGAGAAGAGACCACAAUCGAAAGGACGUAUGAACUGACCAAAUACUUGGAGCAUCAGCUGAAGGACAUCAAAGACACCUAUCUCUCGUACCUGGGUCCCCCCUUCAGUGACCCUGACUUCUCGCCGCCGCGGCCCAACAGCUCGUCUCUGUCGGUGCCCAGCGCUGCCACGCGGGUGGAGCUGUGGCGCGGCCUGGAGAACGGCGCCCGGCUGGCGCAGAACCAGCGGGCGUACCGCGUGCUCCUGUGUGCCAUGCGAGAGCUGGCACACUCCACGCUGUGCCCGUACCUGCAGAGCUCGCUGCUGCACUUCUGCUCCGGGCUCAACGGCCUGCUGGGCUCCAUCACGGGUCUCAUGGGGAGCAUCGGCUACACCCCGCCCCAGCUCGGAGACGUCCCGCCACCCCUGCCCGACCACCCCGCCCCGCCCCUGCUGUCCGAGCGCAGGUCCGCCCUGAGGGGGUCGGUGAUGACGGGGCAGCACAGCCCGGCUCCCCUAAGAGCCCAGCAGCGUCACUACGGCGACUACAGGCCACGCAGCCGUGACGACCAGCGCUACAGCACGGCGGCGAUGGGAGGCGCGAGGGAGGCGCCCACCAGGAGGAGGGAUAGAGAGAGAGACAGAGGAGGGGAAAGAGGGAGGAGAGGGGAGGAGUCAGCGCGGGAGGGAGGGAUGGAGAGGUGGGGAAGACGGAGACGACUCCUGAGCAUAGAGGAGGUGGAGAUGGAGGAGGAUGUCAUCAGUCAACACAAUAGCUAUAACAACAACAACAACAACAACAACAACAUCAACAACAACAACAACAACAAAUACACCUUCAGCACGUGGGCCGACGCUGGGAAGAAGGAGAGGACGAACAGGAAGGGCGACGGGCGAGAGAAAGACACCACGUCUCUCCUCUCCUCCUUCUCCCCCUCUCCCUCGUUCCAGCCCCGCCGCCCCCCGCGCUCCCUCUCCUCCUCCCUCUACGCCCCCCCCACGCUGCCACCCUCCCUCUCGCUCCUGCUCCAGUACGGCACGGGGGAGGGGGGGGCCCACGCCCUGCUGGCCGCCUCGCCCCUCCUCUCCUCCUCCGCCCACCCCACCUCCAACGAGUUCUCCCGGAAGGUGGAGGGCUUCUGGGUGCUCCGGGAGCUGCAGAGCUGGCUGUGGCGCUCGGCCAAAGACUUCAACCGCCUGAAGAAGCGUCUCAAGGCCUGAGAGAGAGGGACAGGACAGACAGACAGACAGACAGACAGACAGACAGAC
Clupea harengus (Atlantic herring) is the source of this 1257-nucleotide messenger RNA. RefSeq lists its product as uncharacterized. The transcript is spliced from 4 exons. Gene Ontology annotation, molecular function: cytokine activity. The record is from RefSeq and is a predicted model, not a curated record. The coding region runs from base 1 to 1209 and encodes 402 amino acids. Lineage: Eukaryota; Metazoa; Chordata; Actinopteri; Clupeiformes; Clupeidae. Gene Ontology annotation, cellular component: extracellular region. Gene Ontology annotation, biological process: cell surface receptor signaling pathway; positive regulation of tyrosine phosphorylation of STAT protein.